Prorocentrum cordatum is the source of this 477-nucleotide messenger RNA. The record is from the annotation of a GenBank genome assembly. NCBI's taxonomy places the organism in Eukaryota, Dinophyceae, Prorocentrales, Prorocentraceae.
AUGUGGGACCGGGGACACUGCUUCCUGGGAGCCGAGGGCGCGGGCAGCUGCCUCCACGUGGACCAGGCGUGGUGGAGUAACGUGGCCAAGAACUACCUCGGCUACAAGCUCGUCGCCACCUGGGCGCCGUCGGGGGCGCCCGCUGCGCUGCGCUGCGCUGGGGAGCUGUUCCGCAAGCCGCUCACGGCCGAGCAGCAGGAGGCGCUGCGGCAGGCGGCCCGGGUGGCGUUGCUGCGGCCUGGCGACGUCGCGAGCUUCACCGGCGGCCUGCCGCACGUCACGGUCGUCGUGGGCGACGGCCUGAACCUCACCGGCUACGAGAGCCUCGUCAACUGGCACCCGCGCAACGCGGAGCUGCUGCUGCGCGGCGCGGCGCGGCCCGACGGCCCGGGGACGCUGGCCUUGAAGCCGCUGCACCGGCUUUUCGAUGACCUCAGGAGGAGGAGGGAGGAGGAGGAGGAGGAGGAGGAGGAGUGA